This is a messenger RNA of Sphenostylis stenocarpa, 621 nucleotides long. The record is from the annotation of a GenBank genome assembly. Lineage: Eukaryota; Viridiplantae; Streptophyta; Magnoliopsida; Fabales; Fabaceae.
AUGAAUUGUUGCUCAGCAAUGGCGUCCCUUCUCAAAGCACCUUUCUUUAUUUCCCCUCUGAACCAAAAGUUGAAUUAUGUUAGCCUUUCUCCCACAACCACAAACCUGCAAUCCAAAUUUUAUAAUGUUAGUGUCAGAAAUGGGAGAUGGCAUGUUCCUGGCAUGACUAUAAAAGCUCAGGCCGGUGUUGAAGGGGAUGUACUUGACAAAGAAUCAGUCUCUAUCAAUGAAGCAAGUGAUUAUGGGGUGGUUAGUAUGCACCAUGUUGGAAUUUUAUGUGAAUGUCUAGAAAGAUCCCUUGACUUUUAUCAAAACAUUCUAGGCCUCAAGAUAAAUGAAGCAAGGCCACAUGAUAAGCUUCCAUACAGGGGUGCUUGGUUAUGGGUAGGCUCUGAGAUGAUUCAUUUGAUGGAGCUUCCAAAUCCUGACCCUUUAACUGGACGACCGCAACAUGGUGGUCGAGAUCGUCACACGUGUAUCGCAAUCCGGGAUGUUUCUAAGCUGAAAGAAAUCCUUGAUAAAGCUGGUAUUCCCUACACACUUAGUCGUUCCGGGAGACCGGCAAUCUUUACACGUGAUCCUGAUGCAAAUGCUCUAGAAUUUACGCAAGUAGAUGAUUGA